Sardina pilchardus (European sardine) is the source of this 4721-nucleotide messenger RNA. RefSeq names its product v-ets avian erythroblastosis virus E26 oncogene homolog 1 (gene ets1). Lineage: Eukaryota; Metazoa; Chordata; Actinopteri; Clupeiformes; Clupeidae. The transcript is spliced from 8 exons. Gene Ontology annotation, molecular function: sequence-specific DNA binding; DNA-binding transcription factor activity, RNA polymerase II-specific. The record is from RefSeq and is a predicted model, not a curated record. The coding region runs from base 302 to 1615 and encodes 437 amino acids. Gene Ontology annotation, biological process: cell differentiation; regulation of transcription by RNA polymerase II. Gene Ontology annotation, cellular component: nucleus.
GCACAGAAACGCCCUGACGAAGGUACAGGGAGGGAGGGAAGGAGUGAGUGAGUGAGUGAGAAAGAGAAGAGAAAGAAAGAAAGAAGGAGAGAGAGAAAGAGUGGGAGAGAGAAAGCGAAAGACAAGUUAGAGUACUAGUAAUAAACGUCGCUGAAUGUCUAUAAAUUAGGGAAGGAAAAACCGGCAAAGAGAAAGUUUAAGCUUUUUUCGGGAAAUAACCUAAGGCUAGACGAUAUAGUCUAUAACAUAGUUUGGGACUAUUAUAUUGGGGGAAAGAAACCCUGCUGAACAUACUAAAUACAUGAUCAUGACGGCAGCUGUUGAUAUGAAACCAACGUUAACCAUAAUAAAAUCUGAGAAAGUGGAAGUGGACCUGGACUGCGGGGAUAUGCCGCUCCUCACGCCCGGAAGCAAGGAGAUGAUGUCACAGGCUCUCAAAGCCACCUUCAGCGGCUUCACCAAGGAACAGCAGAGACUGGGAAUCCCCAAAGAUCCCAGACAGUGGACAGAGGAUCAUGUCAGGGAGUGGCUGACAUGGACAGUGAACGAGUUCACCCUGAAGAACGUGGACUUCCACAAGUUCUGCAUGAACGGGGCCAGCCUGUGUGCGCUAGGGAAGGACCGCUUCCUCGACCUCGCCCCCGACUUUGUUGGGGACAUCCUUUGGGAACAUCUUGAAAUGCUGCAGAAAGAAGAGACAAAGCAUUUCCCAAUCAACGGCUUGACCUCCAGCUUCCAGGAAUCCCGCUAUACCUCAGACUACUUUGUCAGCUAUGGCAUUGAGCAUGCCCAAUGUGUGCCGCCCUCAGAGUACACAGAACCUGGCUUCAUCACAGAGUCCUACCAGACCCUGCACCCAAUCAGCUCAGAGGACCUGCUGUCACUCAAAUUCGAGAACGAAUCGUACCCCAACGUCAUCCUGCGGGACACGCCCCUGAACCCGCUGCAGGGGGAUUACUUUCCCAUCAAACAGGAGGUCGUCUCCCCCGACAACAUGUGUGUGGGCCGCAUGAGCAGAGGGAAGCUGGGCGGUCAGGACUCGUUUGAGAGCAUCGACAGCUUCGAGAGCUGCGACCGCCUGACGCAGUCCUGGAGCAGCCAGUCGUCCUUCAGCAGCCUGCAGCGCGUGCCCUCCUACGACAGCUUCGACUCGGAGGAGUACCCCAGCGCCCUGCACAGCCACAAGCCCAAGGGCACCUUCAAGGACUACGUGCGCGAGCGCUCGGACCUGAGCAAGGACAAGCCCGUCAUCCCAGCCGCCGCGCUGGCCGGCUACACAGGCAGCGGACCCAUACAGCUGUGGCAGUUUCUCCUGGAGCUUCUGACCGACAAGUCCUGCCAGUCCUUCAUCAGCUGGACGGGAGAUGGCUGGGAGUUCAAGCUCUCCGACCCAGAUGAGGUGGCGCGCAGGUGGGGAAAGAGGAAAAACAAGCCCAAGAUGAACUACGAGAAGCUGAGUCGAGGCCUGCGUUACUACUACGACAAGAACAUCAUCCACAAGACGUCGGGAAAGCGCUACGUCUACCGCUUCGUUUGUGACUUGAAAAGCCUGCUCGGCUACACGCCCGAGGAGCUACACGCCAUGUUGGACGUUAAGCCCGACAACGACGAGUGAACGGGGAACGGGGAAACAAGCGAAGACAACCUGGGACCAGAGAAGUAAUCGCUCACUAAAUCCACACCCCCCCAUCGGGCAGAAUGUGCCCAGUAUUUUCCAAUCACAUUCUGACUAAACGCAUCUUUGUGGUUUAAAGAGAAAAAAAGAGUUGUUUUUUUUUGGUUGGUUUGGUUUUUUUGGUUGGUUUGUUUUAUUUUUUGAGUUCUGCUCAGAUAUAUUUUUUAGAAAAAAGCAGGCCUCAAGAAAAUAAGAAGUGCACCAAAGUUCAUAUUCUGUUGCAUCAAGAGACAAUGUGUCCUGUGUUAUGUCUCUAAUGCGUCUCUGGGGUGGAGGGAUAGACAUCUGUACAUUUGCUGGAUUGUACCACUUGUACAGCUCGCCUCUCACCCAAGUAGCAGAACAGGAUGGCAUGGCGUCAGACAAGUGAGAUGGUUUAAUCCUCAUCAGACACUGCAUGGACAGGGCACGUGUUCCUAUUAUCAAUAUGUGGCCAAAAUUGAGAGGGGUUUUUGAGAAUUAUGUAUUAUAUUACCUUACACACUGUCUUAGCCUUCCUAGUCACGGGAGGCAAUGGUAUGAGUUUUAACAUAUGGACCAAAAUAUGUGUUUGCUUUAUUUCAGUUGUUUCACUUCAUUUCAGCUGUUUGUGCCAGUAUUAUUUUAAUGUACUUUUCUUUAAAAACAUUUUCUCCUUGAGGGUUGUUACAUUGCUUAUGUAACUUUCCAGAAAAAUGAAGGUAUUCAUAAACCAAAUGUUUUUUUUUUCUGUCAUAGGUAGAGAUUGUGAGUUUCUUUUAAGUGAGGCGCUAAGCAGAAAUGGUAUUGGGCUGGUGACAGACUCGUGUCUCGCUCAUUCGUCUCGUAGCCCGUUAGCUUUACUCAAACCGAGAGAAGGGGUUGUUGACACAACUGAAAGUGGCCGUUGCUUUUCAACGGCGACUGCCAGCGCUCGUGCUCACACAGACGCCUGCCACUUCGCAGCAAACAAGUACAGCUAUAACUCAUCCAGACACUGCAGAUGUGCACACUCAACCACCAGUCGCACUAUCGCAGCCAAGCGCGCCCUUUUGUUACAAGUGUGCAGAAGACAUCAUUGCCCGACUUUGUUUUAGUCUGCGUUGCCUCAAAGUAGCAGACAGUAUUUAAUAUGCCAUUCUCAGAGCUAAUAUUAGUCUAGUACACGUGGAGAGAAAUGUACAUGCGAUUGGGGUGGUGAUACUAGAAGAGUCACUUAGAAAAGAAAAUGAUCCAUAUCAAUCAUAGAAACUCAGAGAGAAAGAUAGGGAGGUAUAGCAAGACCAAGAAUUGUAUGAAUUGUACUAAGAACAGAAAGAGAUUCUACUAAUGAUAGAAACUGAAAGAAAACCUUGGCUAUUGGAUCUGACGCGUUUGUCAUUGGAAAGUAAAGAAAAGUAAGUUGAAAAGUUCUGAGUGGGUGUUUGGUAUUGAGAGUGGGGAAGCCUUGGUGAGUGAAGAAAGAAAUCACAGAUAGGGUAACAGUUUGGUGUUGUGACCAAGUAAGAGAGCAAGGAGUUUUAGAAUUGUGUAUGUCAUAAUGUCUGAUAUUGAGAUGGCAAGCUCUUGUUAUGGAAAUCUCUGUGCAACCGCAAUGACUAAAUCAUUGGUACACGUUGUGAAAGGCUUCUGCUAAUGCACUGGUAACGAGUCAAAAUGCACAGUUUCUCUUUUGGCUUCUAGUUUCCUUUCCACUCUUUCUGUCAAAGUCGGAGACUCUUAUUGGAUAAAGGAGGGCACUAGAAGCGGUGGCAGCUCGCAGGCAUUAAAAUGUUUUCUGAUUCAGUUCAGUUCUGUUGUUGAAAAGUCCUAUGAACUUCCAGUACGUUCUGUAUUUUUUGUGUAAUAGAAGAUAAGUCAUUGUGACUGCCAUCGUUGUGUUUAUUACGGUGAUUGUUUUGUUUUGUUUUUCCCACUGAAGUGCUGCCAUUUUUGAUUGCGCUCCAAUGUGGGAAGAGCACAGUACACUGGCCUUAUGGGGCAAGCCAAAGUCAAGAAAUUUCAUCUUAAAAAACAAAUGUUAUUGUUUACAGUAGCUGAAUGUUACUCAUCCUGAUUAGAAUAGCUCUCCAAAUUGUCUGUUUGUACAGAUUGUAUUUCAUAACCCUUUAUUAAAAUAUCUAGAUGAAACAAAUAAACAAUCGACAAAGCAGAAAUAAUAACCAACCCAUGUGAGGUCUGCGAGCGUUAAGCAUCAGGCUCAUCUUCCCUAUUGGAGAAUGGAAGCCAGGGGACCAACUGCUCUGUGUUUUACUUUAUCCAUUCCACAGUGUCCGUCCUAUUUCGUGUUCACAUAGAGCUCGGACCACCCUCCUCUGUGGAAGUACAGUGCCUGUCGUUCCUCAUGUAAGGGUCAUGAUGCGUGUAGACAAUAUCAUCCUAUCCUUACGUUUGCAUUACUUAUCAAAGUAACUGGUAUAAGAUUCAGGAUUUUGUUUUUUAAUUCUAUGUAUUCUGUUGUGUUAGUUGAAGUUUUAUGACAGGGAAGAGUCCUUACCACAAGCUCAAGUGAAGAAUUGUUCUCAUUCAGCCGGUUACAGUGUUGAGCGGUUUGUCGUUUGUUUUGUAUGCAUACGAUAUAAGCAUAUGCAUAUGAUAUAAGGAUAUGCAUCUGUAACGAUAAAAAAGGUAUAUCAAUAACAAUGACAUUUUGGCAAAAUCUAUGAGUACUUCAAAAUAGAAGUAUAUAACUGAUAUUGAUAAGGAAAGUGUUUUUUUCUGUUUGUUUUUUUGUAUAUUUUAUAGUGUUUCUGUAUUUUUUGUUCAAUGAAAAUUUUAAUGUAUUUUAGUUCACAAACAUUUGAAUAUUUUUCAAUAAUUUAUAUUUUAUAACUUUGAAAUAUGAGAUGCAGACAGCUGGUGCUUUCAUGGGAAAUAAAGGUAGCACAGGACAAAAAUGUAGCGAUGUGUUUUUUUUUCUUUUUAUACAAAAAAAUAUAUGAACUUUGAAGACCUGUCUGCUUAUAUACAGUUGUUUAAGAGAGAAAGGCUGAUGCUGGCCCAUCAUUAUGUUCUGCUGGAAAGUUUUAUAAACCGUAGCUUCUAUUGUACUUCAAAUUGUUACGUUAUAAAAUAUAUGUAAAAAGGA